Messenger RNA from Spizellomyces punctatus DAOM BR117, 585 nucleotides. RefSeq lists its product as uncharacterized. The transcript has 5 exons. The coding region runs from base 158 to 505 and encodes 115 amino acids. Lineage: Eukaryota; Fungi; Chytridiomycota; Chytridiomycetes; Spizellomycetales; Spizellomycetaceae. The record is from RefSeq and is a predicted model, not a curated record.
CCAAAUUAUCUCACCAGAACAGUUAUCGAGGUGACUUUGAAUCUGACGUCAAACGACAACCAGUGCUGCGCAACACGUGAGACAGCGCUGCGUAAGCAAGCAGCCAGCAGGUGGACUUUACACCCGCAUUCACCUUUUCAAGUUUUAAUGAAAUGCCAUGGCCUCGCCAAAGCGACUAACCUACCUUUCUGGGGACUGUAUAUAUGUAUGUCUUCAAUGUCAGACUCAUUUGGCUAGCCAUGAAGACUUGAUCUCGAGAGCUUUUAUGGGAAGAACUUCAAGGGCGUACCUGUUUUGUGCUGCUGAAAACGUUGCAGUGGGCGCGAAAGAAGAUCGGCUCCUUAUUACGGGGCUUCACACAGUCGCGGAUAUCUCCUGCACUGUCUGUCGCACAGUAGUUGGCUGGAAAUAUCUUUUUGCCUUUGAGCAGAGCCAAAAGUACAAAGAGGGAACCUAUAUAAUUGAGAAAGCUCGAAUCGCAAAAGAGAACAAGGAGUUUUGGUAGUGAGCAAUAACCGGUAGCUGGAAAUAUAUAAAUAAUACGUCAUGAUGUACUAGCACUUAAAAGUCAGCGAGACCUAGGGC